Molecule: messenger RNA, 704 nt
Organism: Populus trichocarpa (black cottonwood)
Lineage: Eukaryota; Viridiplantae; Streptophyta; Magnoliopsida; Malpighiales; Salicaceae
Exons: 1
Coding region: 55-507 (150 amino acids)
Source: RefSeq, a predicted model, not a curated record
UCAUUUCCCGUCUCUUUGAAAGCCACCGAAAUUGUUAGUGAUUCUUUGAAAAAAAUGGCAAUGCCAAUGAUCAAUGAGUAUAGCGACUCUCCAGCUUCUCUAAAAGCGAAGCUGAAAUCUUCUCUUUGUUGCUUCUCCUCCAGUGAGAUGAUCCAUCAGCAUCAGACGCUUGAUCAAGAUCAUGACCAAGAAGGGAAUAACAGCAGGAAGCUGCAGCCACAGACACCAAGAUCUCCAUAUGCUUGGCUAAAAUCGACAACCCAUGAUUUGGAAAUUAUGUACAAGUAUCGUGGGUUGAUUGGAAAGAUAGGAAAGAACAGGAAACGACAUUGUUCAGAGGAUUUUAGGUAUGAUCCUCGAAGUUAUUCUCUUAACUUUGAGGACGAUCGUAACAGAGAAGAUGAGUUGCCACUCAAUCAUAAUUUCAGGGCAAGAUUUCCUGCCACGCCGGAGAGAUUGGAGGUGGUACGGCCGGUAAGGAGGACAGAGCUUCAGUUGUGGAGCUGAUGUUUUAGGAUCAAGAAUGUUUGGGGGUUUAUUUGUUGUAAUCCAGGUGUUGUGGUUUUUUCAUGUACAGGCCAUUGAUCUGAAUUCUAAAAAAGCAAGAAAUUUAGGGGAAAAAAUAAAGCAAGAUGUGAUUUAGCGUUAAUAUUUAGCUUAAAUUAUACUGCUAUGCAAAGUGUAUAAUUUUGUUUAACCUUUUU